UAUUUGAAGGAAAAGCAAUUUUUUUAAGGAAAACUACUUUCACCAAAAAUCCUAAACCAGGCUUUUAUGGUGAAUAUAAAUCUAAAAGAAAAAGCAAACGUUACAGGAGAACUUAAGGAAGACGGUAGCAUGAUUGGGCUGGGCAAUUGGACUUACGUUUGGCAACAGCGUUAGGCUUUAAAAGCUCGAAGAAAAAGAAGAGAAGGCGGUCAAUUAAUUAUUCUUUGCCGCUUCUGCACUCCAACUUGAAGAGGACGAAGCAAUUUAAACCUAACAAAAAAAAAAAAAAAGAAGAGAUUUGUUGGGGUUGGACUUUGGAGGCAGAAACCAGAGGAGAAGAGAAGAUGUUGCAGAGCAACACAUUCAGCCGGAAAACCAAGGCGGGCAGAAUUAAGAAGGAAGUAAGAGAAAUAUAUCUGAGAGACGACAUUUACUGUGGAGCUUCUGCUUGCAAAACAUGUCUCGCUUCCACUUGUCGUGCUCCUUUGGAUGCUUCUUCUCCCCUUCUCAUUCUUGAUACUAAUGUCCUUCUUCAUCAGAUCGACUUGCUCGAGAACCCCGCAAUUGAUAACGUGGUGCUCUUAUCGGUGGUGCUGGAUGAGGUUAAGAACAAGAACAUGGCCCAUUACAAUAGAAUUAGAGCUCUCUCCACCAAUCCUCUCCGCAAAUUCUAUGUUUUCAGUAAUCAGUUCCAUAAAGAGACAUUUGUAAAGCGCAUGGAUGGUGAAACUCCAAAUGAUUACAAUGAUAGAGCAAUUCGGGUGGCUACUCGAUGGUAUCAAACUCAUCUUGGUGCUGCAACACCAGUUUUACUUAUAACCAAUGACAGAGACAAUAAGAGGAGGGCUAGCGAAGAGGGCAUAUCUGCUGACACAAUUCAGUCCUAUGUAAAAUCUUUGGGUCAACCAGAGUUGCUUGACCUGCUUGUCCAUCCUGCACCCGAAUCUGAAGAUGUUACCAUGGAACAAAUUGAAGAUUUGAGACCUUCCAAGAAACAAGUUGUUUAUCAAGAGCAUAAACCCAUGUCUGAGAUUACUUUGGGUUUGCAUCGUGGAAUAUACCAUCAAGGAAAGCUUCGAGUUAAUCGUUACAAUCCAUUUGAAGCAUAUGUUGGAAGUGAGAGCAUAGGUGAUGAAAUAAUUAUAUAUGGACGUCAAAACAUGAAUAGGGCUUUUGAUGGUGAUAUAGUAGCUGUAGAACUUCUGCCUCAAGAUCAGUGGCACGAGGAGAAGAACUUAUCCAUUGCAGAUGAAGAGGAUGAGGAAGAAGAUGAUGUUCAUUUAGCUCCAAGCAGUGCUGAUGAUGCUCCUAGAACUACGAAUCUGGUAUCAGGUUCGGCCACUGAAACGAAUUCCACUCCAUCUCGUCAUUCUGGCCGUAUUGUUGGUAUUAUAAAGCGGAACUGGCAUUCUUAUUGUGGGUCUUUGGAGCCAAUGGCUAUGCCUGCUGGUACAGGAAGCUUUACAUCUGCAUUAUUUGUCUCCAAAGAUCGUAGAAUUCCUAAAAUUCGGAUUCAAACCCGACAACUUGAGAAUCUUUUGGAUAAGAGGAUAAUUGUGGCAGUUGAUUCUUGGGACCGCCAAUCUCGGUAUCCUUCUGGUCAUUAUGUACGAGUCAUAGGAGAAAUAGGUGAUAGAGACACUGAGAGUGAGGUGGUGUUGAUAGAGAAUGAUAUAAACUCAAGGCCCUUUUCUGCCCAAGUUUUGGCUUGUUUGCCAGCAUUACCAUGGUCUGUGUCUAGCGAAGAUGUGACAAAUUCUAUCCGGCUGGAUUUGCGAUCUUUGUGUGUCUUUAGUGUGGAUCCCCCUGGUUGCAAGGACAUUGAUGAUGCACUACACUGUACUGCUCUUCCAAAUGGAAACUACGAAGUUGGAGUUCAUAUUGCUGAUGUAACAAAUUUUGUUCACCCUGGCACCCCACUGGAUGAUGAAGCUUCCCAGAGGGGCACAUCUGUCUACCUUGUUGAGCGCCGAAUCGACAUGCUUCCUAAACCUCUGACAGAAGAUAUAUGUUCACUUAGAGCUGAUGUAGAAAGGCUAUCUUUCUCAGUUAUUUGGGAAAUGACGCCUGAAGCAGAAAUUAUCUCGACAAGAUUCACAAAAAGUGUUAUCAAAUCAUGUGCUGCAUUAUCUUAUGUUGAAGCCCAGGCUAGGAUGGAUGAUAGUCGAUUGAUGGACCCAUUAACCACAGAUUUGAGAAAUAUGAAUGCUCUGGCUAAGAUAAUGAGGCAAAGGCGUAUCGAUAGAGGAGCCUUAACUCUUGCUUCUGCUGAAGUCAAGUUUCAAAUUGAUACUGAGACUCAUGAUCCACUCGAUAUUGGCAUGUAUCAGAUUCGAGAAGCAAACCAAAUGGUUGAGGAAUUUAUGCUUGCUGCCAAUGUUUCAGUUGCCAAACAAAUCCGUGAUUGUUUUCCUUCCUGUUCACUUCUAAGGCGUCAUCCAACUCCUACAAGAGAGAUGCUUGAACCUUUGUUGCGCACUGCUGCUGCUGUUGGACUCGACUUGGAUGUUUCAUCAUCGAAGGCAUUGGCUGACUCACUUGACCGUGCUGUGAAUAUCUUGCAGCGUGAUGAUCCUUACUUUAAUAAGCUGAUUCGGAUACUGGCAACUAGGUGUAUGACACAGGCGGUUUAUUUCUGUAGCGGGGAUCUCAGCCCUCCAGAAUAUCAUCAUUAUGGGCUUGCUGCGCCACUAUAUACUCAUUUCACUUCUCCUAUUAGGAGAUAUGCAGAUGUUAUUGUGCACAGGUUGCUUGCUGCAUCCCUAGGGAUAGAUAAGCUUCCUUCAGUUUUCCAAGACAGAACCCAACUCACUAGUAUUGCUGAUAAUCUGAAUUAUCGUCAUAGGAAUGCCCAAAUGGCAAGCAGGGCCUCUGUGGAGCUCCAUACUAUCAUCUACUUCAGAAAACGGCCCACUGACACUGAAGCCAGAAUAGUGAAGAUAAGAUCCAACGGGUUUAUUGUGUUUGUUCCCAAAUAUGGCAUAGAAGGACCAGUGUACUUGACAACAAGAGGAGAGAAGGGAAGCGGGGAGUGGUAUGUGGAUGAGCAGCAGCAGAAGAUUGUAAAGAUGGACAAUAGCCUUUCUUACAGUGUUCUGCAAACAGUGAGGAUCCACAUGGAGGUUGUGGGACCCCAACCUAACCGCCCAAAACUGCAGCUUACUCUUAUUUUCUAGAGCAUAACAUGCACCAAAGAUUUCUUAGGUUAAGACCAAGUGUAAUUUAUAUAUAUGGAUGUUGUUUGAUUUCUGGUGUUGUCGUAAUGCAAGUUAUUAGCCUUUGGUGAA
Molecule: messenger RNA, 3287 nt
Organism: Durio zibethinus
Lineage: Eukaryota; Viridiplantae; Streptophyta; Magnoliopsida; Malvales; Malvaceae
Product: ribonuclease II family protein
Biological process (GO): rRNA catabolic process; nuclear mRNA surveillance of mRNA 3'-end processing
Cellular component (GO): nuclear exosome (RNase complex); cytoplasmic exosome (RNase complex)
Molecular function (GO): 3'-5'-RNA exonuclease activity; RNA binding; endonuclease activity
Source: RefSeq, a predicted model, not a curated record